ACAUGCUUCGUCACCAUCAACUUGUUUUUCAAACCUUAAAGAGCUCUUCCUGUGGUCUUGGUUGCCUGGUUUCUGUAAACAAUAGUCUCUUCCUGGGACACCGGGAGCUGACCGAUGCGCCUUCGACCAGGAGCACGAAAAGGACGACACGGAUGGUUUGAGCCUGCUAAUUAGAGAUUUUAUAGGUUUCAUUUUUAAGAUAAAGAAGAAUGGCGACUGGGCAUAUUUUGCCAGGGUAUGGAGAUCCUGUGUCAAAACUCAGACGUGCUCGUUCAGCUGGAUGUUAUCCUUUGGACAAUUCCUCACUGUUGGACCUUCAGAAUGCUGCCCGCUUAACAGAGCGAGAGUUUGAACAGAUUCGCCAGAAUGCUAGAAAUAUAUGGUUGAAAACCUCCCCUAGAUCAACGACGUAUGAUACAUUCUACUCUGGCGGUGAAGUGAGGGAAAUCACAAAUCCCCGUCCGACUUCCAGCCAUCGGCACAACAAUCCUCAUCCUCCACAGGUGUUCUUGACAAACAGGCUUCACUAUAUAGAAGGCUACCACAAUCCAGAUACCACAGUGGGCAAGAGUAUGUACAAAAUUGAUGCAAGUCUGAGUAAAUCUGAGCAAGAGAGACGAAGGGCACCACGACUCAAAUAUAUAGCUCGUCCUGACUCUGCGCUCGUCAAUCAGUACAAAGAUCCAUUUGGUUUCCGAAACCACUUACCACCGCGACAAGCCCAGGCAGCUGAGGCAUGGGUCAAACUUGCUGACGAUGCAGAUCGAGAGCGAAUCCUAGAUGUGGUCAAGGAGCAGGGAGAAGGGAACCAGCCGCAGGAGGAGGAUGCUGAGAACAGACCCAAAAGUGCGUACCCUUCUUUGCACAGAUGGAUGAAGUUUAGCGGAGCUGAAGAAUACGACUCGACCUCUCGGAUUGUUCAGACCCUUCAGUCCGAUCCUCUUCGCCAGAAUGGGUUCACGGGUUCUCUACCACACUACAGCCUAGGCCACAAAGCCAGGGAGGACAUCCGGUCAGCAGGCAUGUAUCGCUUCAAGCCUCGGCUCCGAAGAGGGGAGUACAGCAUGCAUCCUGACUGGCCCACCUCUCUGCCCCACCACAAAGUGCCAUAGAAAAGAGAUCCAUGUUUUCAAUCAAGAAGAAAAAAACUAGGCCUUGCCUGUAUAAAUUGUAAAAGACAACUUGUACUUUCCAAAGGAGUUUGUACAAAUGUAGGAUUAUCAUUAUUUUAGUACAAAGUACUUGAACUCGAUAUGACUGAAUAAUAUGUCAUUUUAAUUGCUCUGUCCAUUUAUUUUCUUGGAUCUUUUUCAUCUUUCUUUUCCUCCUCCCCCCAACUUAAAGUAAGGCAUGGCUAACAGGAGGGUCACAUGGCUUCUGGACAGUGCUAUGUGUUGUUAAAGGUACUGACACUUAGAUUGAUGUAGGCCUAUAUACCAACCAAGGUUCUUCCAUUUCGAAUGGGGACUAACUGAAUUUUUUCUUGGGCAUCUGACUUUAGCAGACCUGCUCUUCUUCAACCUUUUAGAA
Messenger RNA from Aplysia californica (California sea hare), 1530 nucleotides. RefSeq lists its product as uncharacterized. The transcript is spliced from 7 exons. The record is from RefSeq and is a predicted model, not a curated record. Lineage: Eukaryota; Metazoa; Mollusca; Gastropoda; Aplysiida; Aplysiidae. Bases 210 to 1112 code for a protein of 300 amino acids.